CUUACCAUUAUGUAUAUUCUUAUUAAUGUGAGGUAAUCUUAACUUAAUUAAUCUUUAUUUCAGAUAUUGUCAGAAGAUGGUGCCAAGAAUAAUAUUUUGUGUAGUAAUUUUAAUGGGAAUCUCCAACACAGAGGCUAUCUUUACAUACAUGAUGCUUGAAGAAAUACAAGCAGAAAUUACACAACUUAGAAAUUUAAUACAGACUGUAAAUAACAAUGUAGUCAACGGUGUAGAUAAGAAUGUUCACACCACCUAUGAUUAUAUAAAAGGCAACUUCGGUCAAUUAUCUCGGAGCUUAGCAAACAUCCAGACAAAAACACAAAAUUUUGACAAUCGAUUGGCGGCUGUCGAAAAGCUUUUAAAACAAAUGGAACAAAGAGACGUAACGAAUAGAAAUUUAAUAAACACGGUAAAUGAAAAUGUAGUUAACCGUGUAGAUGAGGAUUUUCACACCACCUAUGAUUAUAUAAAAGUCAACUUCGGUCAAUUAUCACGGAACUUAGAAAGCGUCCACACAAAAUCACAAAAUUUUGACAAGCGAUUGGCGGCUGUCGAAAAGUUUUUAAAACAAAUGGAACAAAGAGACGCAAGAAAUUUUCAGAGAGUAAUUGAAAUACAGAACAAUCUGCUUAUUAUUUUGUGGAAGAUGGAAAACAAAAUUAUUUCAAAGUUUUCAGCACAUGAUAGUGAUAUCUCUUCGACUGUACUACCAAAUGAAGACUUUAAUUCAAUGAAAAAAGAGAUAAUGAACAAAAUAUCCACAGUUACUAACUCUAUAGGAAAAAUUUAAAAUGAAAUCGUUAAAAUUAAGGAAGACAAUAAACAAAUUAAAGAUUUGCAUAAGAAAUCAUCACAAAACUUAGAAAGCUUAAAAACAGACGCGAAUAACAAUCAGAAGCUGUUCAUUAAGUGUGAUAAAAAACUAGAGAACUGUAACAGUAAAAUUAACAAUAAAGAGAAUGAAGAGUGGAAGAUUAAUAUCACAAAAGCUUGUAAUGGUCAAGAAUCAGAUGUUAAAAAAAUCCUGGCAAACGCUAAGCUUCUACAGAAUAAAUUAGACCAGCUAUCACAAAAAUACGACCAAUCUAUAGGUCAAAAUUAUACUUUACAAAAAGAAGACCAUUCCAAAUCUGAACUUAUUAACUAUAUCAAGAAAACUCAUGAAGAUACCAUCAAGAAGCUAAACGGCCUCUCAGAAAUGACAGUUAAUCUUGCAGCCAAAUUUGUAUCUAAUAGUGACAAAAUUACAAAUAAGAUUCAAGGUCUUAACAGGUUAGACCAAGAAAUUCAAAAGAUUGCUGGUAGUGUUACUGACACUAAAAGAAAAGUAGAAUUAGGAGUGAACCAAACCUUGGCCGAGGUAUCCAAACAUUCGAAAGCAGCUUGUAAUGGUCAAGAAUCAGAGGUUAAAAAAAUCGUGGCAGACGCUGAAAUUCUACAGAAUAAAAUAGACCAGCUAUCACAAAAAUACGACCUAGCUAUAAAUCAAAAUACCGCUUUACAAAAAGAAGACCCUUCCAAAUCUGAACUUAUUAGCUAUAUCAAGAAAACUCACGAAGAUACCAUUAAGAAGCUAAACGGCCUCUCAGAAAUGACAGAUACUCUUGGAGGCAAAUUUGUAACUAGUAACGACAAAAUUCUAAAUAAGAUUCAAGGUCUUAACAGGUUAGACCAAUUAUUGCAAAAUAUUGCUGGUACUGUUACUGACACCAAAAGAAAAGUAGAAUUAGGAGUGAACCAAACUUUGGACGAGGUAUCCAAAUAUUCGAAAGCAGGUGCUCUCAAUGUUCAAGAAGCAGUGUGUAACAGACUAAAUACAUUAUUUAAAACAUCAAUUUUGGAUCCAAAAACAGGAGCUCUAGUUAAUGCAACAUCAAAAAUAGAAAACGACGUCCAACAAGUUUUGCAGAAAAUAGGAAUAAUGUAUCAACAAAUAAGAAGCAAUGCAGAUGCUCUAAAUAAAUUGCAGGAUUAUUUUAAAAUUUCAGCACAUGUGCCUCCUAGUCAGAUCUCUCCAGCUGUGAUAUCAAAGGAAGAUCUUGAGUCAACGAAAAAAGAGAUAAUGAACAAAAUCUACAUAGUUACUAACUCUAUAGGAAAAAUUGAAAAUGAAAUUGUUAAAAUUAAUGCAGACAAUAAACAAAUUAAAGAUUUACAUAAAAAAUCAUUAGAAAACUUAGAAAACUUAAAAAUAUAUUUUAAUAACAAUCAAGAGCUGUUCACUAAAAUUGAUAAAAAACUAGAUAACUGUAACAGUAAAAUUAAUAAUCAAGAGAACGAAGAGUGGAAGUUUAAUGUCACAACAGCUAUUAAUGGUCAACAAUCAGAUGUUAAAACAAUCCUGGCAGACGCUAAACUUCUACAGAAUAAAAUAGACCAGCUAUCACAAAAAUACGACCUAGCGAUAGAUCAAAAUACCGCUUUACAAAAAGAAGACCAUUCCAAGUCUGAACUUAUCAACUAUAUCAACAAAACUCACGAAGAUACCAUCAUGAAGCUUGACAACCUGUCAAAAAUUACAGUUAGUCUUGGAGAAAACUUUAGAAAUAACUACGAUACAAUUAGAAAUGAAAUUAAAGAUUUAAAUAGGUUAGACCAAGUAAUGAUAAACACUACAUAUAUGGUUUUAUUGAUACCAAACAAAAAAAUAGUAAAGAAUCAGAUGUUAAAAAAAUCCUGGCAGACGCUAAACUUCUACAGAAUCAAAUAG
This is a messenger RNA of Diabrotica virgifera virgifera (western corn rootworm), 2710 nucleotides long. Its product is annotated as extracellular matrix-binding protein ebh-like. The coding region runs from base 1199 to 2710 and encodes 503 amino acids. NCBI's taxonomy places the organism in Eukaryota, Metazoa, Arthropoda, Insecta, Coleoptera, Chrysomelidae. The record is from RefSeq and is a predicted model, not a curated record. The transcript is spliced from 8 exons.